Sarcophilus harrisii (Tasmanian devil) is the source of this 2541-nucleotide messenger RNA. It is a transcript of the gene FAXC, whose product is annotated as failed axon connections homolog, metaxin like GST domain containing. Gene Ontology annotation, cellular component: cytoplasm. The record is from RefSeq and is a predicted model, not a curated record. Lineage: Eukaryota; Metazoa; Chordata; Mammalia; Dasyuromorphia; Dasyuridae. The transcript has 6 exons. Bases 20 to 1240 code for a protein of 406 amino acids.
UGGGCGCCAGCCGCGCAGCAUGCACUGGGGGAUUGGCUUUGCCUCGUCCAGGUCGUGUGUGGUGGAUUUGAGCCGGAACCAGAGCAUCUCCUUCGGCUUGUGGGCCGGAUCUGAGGAGCCCUAUACCUUUUAUGGGGACAUCAUCGCUUUCCCUUUGCAGGAUUACGGAGGGAUCAUGGCAGGGUUGGGUUCGGAUUCCUGGUGGAAGAAAACCCUGUACUUGACUGGGGGAGCCCUGCUGGCUGCAGCGGCGUACCUGCUCCACGAGCUCCUGGCCAUUAGGAAAGAGCAAGAGGUUGACUCCAAAGAUGCUAUUAUUUUGCAUCAAUUCUCAAGGCCAAACAAUGGUGUCCCCAGUUUGUCUCCUUUCUGUUUGAAAAUGGAAACUUAUUUAAGGAUGGCCGACUUACCUUACCAGAACUAUUUUGAUGGAAAACUUUCCCCUCAAGGGAAAAUGCCUUGGAUUGAAUACAAUCAGGAAAAAGUGUCCGGCACAGAAUUCAUCAUUGACUUUUUGGAAGAGAAACUUGGAGUGAACUUAAAUAAAAACCUUGGCCCCCAUGAAAGAGCAGUGUCUCGAGCUGUGACCAAGAUGGUGGAAGAGCAUUUCUAUUGGACAUUAGCCUAUUGUCAGUGGGUGGACAAUCUCCAUGAGACCCAGAAGAUGCUUUCUCUUAGUGGUCCCUUUAGUGACCUGCUCAAGUGGAUUCUCUGCCACCUAACGAAAGGCAUUGUGAAGCGUGAAAUGUAUGGCCAUGGAAUUGGUCGCUUCUCUGAGGAAGAAAUCUACAUGCUGAUGGAGAAAGACAUGCGAUCUUUAGCAGGGCUUUUGGGUGAUAAAAAAUACAUCAUGGGACCAAAAUUUUCCACUCUUGAUGCCACUGUUUUUGGACACUUGGCACAGGCAAUGUGGACCUUACCAGGGACAAGACCUGAAAGACUAAUCAAAGGAGAACUGAUUAACCUUGCCAUGUAUUGUGAAAGAAUAAGGAGGAAAUUCUGGCCCGAGUGGCACCAUGAUGAUGAUAACACCAUCUAUGAGUCUGAGGAAAGCAGUGAGGGUAGCAAGACGCACACCCCACUGCCGGAUUUCAGCUUUUAUUCAAGGACAGAAACCUUUGAUGAUGAAGGGGCAGAGAACAGUAUAUCCCGGACGCCUGACACAGACUUCACUGGACACUCCCUCUUUGAUUCUGAUGUGGACAUGGACGACUAUACAGACCAUGAACAAUGCAAAUGAUGUUCAGACCUGCUGGCCCUCCUUUCUCAGAGCUGUCACCUCUUGGGGUCAGUCCAGUGUUCCCAGGUAGAGCACCACCCCCUCCAGGGAGGGAGAGCGCCUGGUAUGUGGUACAUACAGUUCUCCCAGGUUAACUGGACUAGGUCAGUCUUAUUUCUUUUCGUAACAAAAGACCAAGACAACAAAGACAAAACCCACAAAUGGUGGAAAACAAAGCUGUUCAGAUGGCUUCGUUUAAAAACACAAAAGGCCAACCAAGUCAGCAUGGUUCCUGAAAUCCAUUUUUGUUUUCAUGAGAAAACUAAUAUCUCAGUCAGUCAGUUUGGGUGGAGCCCUGGGGACAGAGAGAACAGAUGGGCCUACAGGGAAGUACACACACUAAACCUCUUUUAAAAAGAGGUCAAGGGCUUAGUUGAAAGGGGAGUCCCUGAAAUUCCUGUAACUACUUAUAUUGGAAAUGGGUGUAAGAUAUUAAAAUGGGAGAAUGUAGAAUUGUUGUUUGUUUGUUUUUUUUUCCUGGUGGCUGCUUAUCCUGUGUGUAUGUGAAUUAUAUGUUUCUAGAGGCAGCAUAAAUCAAAUCAACAGAUAUUUAUUGAGUUCCUACUGUGUGCAAAGCACUAUGCUAGGUGCUGAUCAGGAAUAUGCUUCUUCUAAGCUCUGCCAGUGACUCGCUCGGACAAGUCACUUAACUUCUGUGUGCCUCAGUCUCCCCUGCCUGUAAGAAGGGGAUUAAAAUAAUUUCCACCUACCUACCUCACAGGGAUGUUGUGAGGAUUCAUGAGAUAAUAUACAAUAAGGCGCUUUGAACCUUUGGGCAGAAAGGCGCUACAUAGACAUAAAAUAUCAUUUAUCUUUGUGAUUUAUAUGUGUGAGAGAGCCACUGAGGGAAGGAAAGGAAAAUAAGUUUAUCAACUGGCCAGUUAGGGUCACCAUUCUAGCAGAUAAAGUAUAUAUACAGGUGAGGGCACUUGUGGCUCUAUCAACCAUCAUUCCUUUUCUCGAUUUUGCUUGAAAUCUUUGUUUGAAAGAAUGCUGCAAGUCACAGGACAGCUGGAAACAUUCUGAUAUUUUUCUAUAUUUCUGAAGAAUAAUGUUCUUUUUCUUGUUUGUCCUCAUAUAGGCUGAAUAUCCUUGUUUCUCCCAUCCGCAGGAAGUUAGGUUGCCAUUUUUUAUUUAGAGGCAGUAAAGCACAGAAAGACCAUGUGUCUAAUGGAAAUGAAGCAGGCAACAUUUUAUGGAUUUGGGUAAUCAGGAGUAUACCUACAAAAAAAAAAAGCAUUUCUUUAAAAAAAUACAAAAAA